GAAAGCCCUGCAUGCACAGAUCGCCGUCAUGGCUGCUCAAGAGUUUUGAGGUGGAGUUGGACCUGAGACUUGCCUUCAGUCAGGCCUUCUGUGAUGCUGUAGACCUGACAUACCUGGCACAACACUUCAGGAUGAGUAAGCUGGCAGCAAACAGCCAGUUUUACACAGUGGAGGUUGGAGACAGCACCUUUACAGUACUGAAGCGAUAUCAGAACCUCAAACCCAUCGGUUCGGGGGCGCAGGGCAUCGUCUGGUGA
Messenger RNA from Branchiostoma floridae (Florida lancelet), 257 nucleotides. RefSeq names its product mitogen-activated protein kinase 10-like. The record is from RefSeq and is a predicted model, not a curated record. Lineage: Eukaryota; Metazoa; Chordata; Leptocardii; Amphioxiformes; Branchiostomatidae. Bases 12 to 257 code for a protein of 81 amino acids. The transcript has 3 exons.